AUGGAAGGUGCUGACGGGAAUGGCCUUACCGCCAUGCAACAGCAAAUUUCAGAGAUUGUUCAACAUGGAGUAAUUGAUCCAAACUUCAAGUUCAGUGACGCAGAUUUCGAGAUAUUGUCGACGCUGCGGUACGAUCCGGGUUUCACUCACACAAACGGAGGAGGCAGUUCAGGUACUGCAGAAGACGAAUUAGACCCAAGGCUUUCUGCUGCUGAUGUUCGGGAGGCGCUUGGGGAAAGUCCCCUCUCCGAUAGUGGAGAAUACUCUAUAGAUACUAUUGCGCAGAUGCUUGGCGAGAUGCAGAAAGACACUCUGCCACUCUCGCCGCCUCCUGAGGCCGAGGAAGAACUCGAGACUAGCGAAUACGGGUUGAAAAAGAUAUUUUACAACCGAUUUUUACUCUUAGGCGAGCAAUUCAAGCGGCUAAACCUGGCCCUGAGCUUUUUUAAGUGGAACUUUAGUAUCCCCUUUGAACUUUUACUUGAAAAGCUCAUACAAGCACUUCCUUGCCCACUGGAGUUAGCAACAGACCUUUCUUCCCGCAUGCAAGCGCUCCUUUCAGUUAAAAAAUGCUAUAAAAUGCGUGUACUGGUUUCUAGUUCGGGUCGGAUGAGGGUCGAAGCACACGAAUUACCACAAAACUGGGGAAAUUUUGCCACUGCUUCUCAGUAUUUCGUCAACACCGUCUUAAGAGGUUUUUUACCUCAACAAGACGAAGUGUGGGACGUUUUUGUAGACACUCAAGCUAUAGUGGCUUCUCCAUUCACGACUUUCAAAACCACCCGAAGGGGCCAUUACAAUGCAGCCAGGGAACGAAUGACAGAGCUUUCUGAGCGUGUACACAAUCCAGCUCGGAAAUCUGAGAUUUUGGUUUACAAUAGCGCAUUUGAGCUUAUGGAGGGCUCCAUUUCCAAUGCGGCCUUGCUACUCAACGGUAACGAAACAUCUAACUCCUUGUAUCAAACCCCCUUUUUAACAUCAGGUUGUCUAUGCGGUGUUAUGAGGUAUUACUUACUGAAGAAGAAUUUAAUAACUGAAGGCAACAUUGAUGUCAGACACUUGAAUGUUGGCGAUCAGGUAUUGCUCUUUAAUGGUGUUAUGGGGUGCGUGAGAGGUGUCAUUAGGAACUCCUUAGAGUAA
Molecule: messenger RNA, 1140 nt
Organism: Lachancea thermotolerans CBS 6340
Lineage: Eukaryota; Fungi; Ascomycota; Saccharomycetes; Saccharomycetales; Saccharomycetaceae
Gene: ABZ2
Product: aminodeoxychorismate lyase ABZ2
Exons: 1
Coding region: 1-1140 (379 amino acids)
Molecular function (GO): catalytic activity
Source: RefSeq, a predicted model, not a curated record